Messenger RNA from Aedes albopictus (Asian tiger mosquito), 1401 nucleotides. RefSeq lists its product as uncharacterized. NCBI's taxonomy places the organism in Eukaryota, Metazoa, Arthropoda, Insecta, Diptera, Culicidae. Bases 276 to 1322 code for a protein of 348 amino acids. Gene Ontology annotation, molecular function: carbohydrate binding. The transcript has 2 exons. The record is from RefSeq and is a predicted model, not a curated record.
CCUGUGAUUCACACUGUAGAAUGGCAGUGUCAAUCAAAGAUUCGGAGAGUCGACAAAAAGACCAAUCUACAGCGUGCGUACGCUCAUCACAUCACACUGGACGGCUAGACGGUUUGCAAUUUUGAACUCUUGAUCUUUAGAAAAGUAAAUCCCAUAUUUGAUAACAGACCCAAGAAGCUCUUUAUAUAAACGAAAAUUCUGCCAUUGAGGGAUCAUUCAACAAACAAAUAACAGAAGGAACAGUACAUUAGUGUGCUUCAAGCAGCGAGUUCAACAUGAAUUUCAAGAUAAUUUUGUUUGUCGGUUGUGUUUUGGGCCUUGUAUCAGCACAUCGCCAUUUCCACGGCAGACAAGGCAAUAGAGGAAGUUAUCGUCAAAGGCACGAUCACCGUUGGCCGCGAUAUAACCCACUUGUGCAAUUUGAAGUUCAAGAGCCGAAAGGUUUGACAGUGUCCACAAUUCAACGGUCUCCCAAUGUCACAUUCUUCGGAAUAGAGCUGUACGUCAAUCGCGAUCCAAGGUACCACAGUGACAUUCAUUGCGAUGUUUGUAAAAAUACUACAUCAGUUGCCUACGGAAAAUUCAUCAUUGAAGAUGAGGAAGCCAUAAUAAAAAAUGGAGAUGUACUGUAUUACUAUGUGCUAUUGGGAAAUAGUACAAACGUUACUCCUCCACAGCUACAGAGAUUCUGGGUAUCUGCUAAAAUUAUCAAACGAUGCAAUUGUUCAACCGCACCAGUUCCUCCUCCAGCUAUUCCAAACAUUGAUCUUCGUUUUGGACAAACUACAGCUCUACCUGAGUUGGACCAUCGUCCAACAUUCGAAGUUACACUCAGUGCUGAAGAUCCUCACACCCCAACAGAUAAUCCCUUCGAUGUGUAUAAUCAACUGAACGAGGCAAUAUUUCCACUCGAAUGUGACAUAGACCCAAUCACCAACCAGUGCCGUCAGUCAAAAAGCGAUUUACUCCAUACCAAUCAAGAUCUAGGGCGUGAAGUGGAAAUCCUGGAAGCAAUCAUUGAACAGAUGAAACAGGCACCAUGUAGACCACGUACUACCAAAGUGUUUAUGCUACGUCUAGGGCGUUCAAAUCUACCAACCAAAGACAUGGAACAGCUGGCGGAUGUUGUUCAGUCUUCGCUUUUGAUCAACCUGGAAAUGAAGGAGUUAGUGAGCAAAAUAAAAAAUAUUAUGCCGGACAAACGAUCUCCGAACAUUGUGUACAUCGAUAUGUUCAGCUAUGUGGAUAAGCAAAAGAUGUUGUACCACGCUCGGUUGAAUCACCUGAAUCACGUUAGUGACUACGAUUUGCUGCGGUUUUGAUGACCAAGAUAAGGGUACUUUUUGUAUAGAAGGACUGUAUGGAAAAUAAACUGCAAAAAUGUUAGUCUUUCCUAAAACA